UUUGACAUCUCAAUGACCGAGGUAGACUACCGCAUUACCCAGUAAUAAUCAAGUUUUGGUGUUUGACCUGCAAAAUAUUAUCAAGAAAGAUGGAUAUGGUCGGCCAUAUUGCAGUAGAAAAUAGAUGGACGAAUUAAAAUGCAUAAGAAAGUUUUGAUUUUUAAUAUUAUUUUUAACAGUGAUUUCUGUGAUGUUUACUUUAAAAUGUUAGCAAACAUACAUUCUUAUUGUGGUAAGAAAUGCUUGAGAGCCAGAUACAGUCAUCAAAAGAGCCCUACCUGGCUCCCGAGCCAUAGGUUCCCUACCUCUGAUCUAUGAUGUGGGUGACACAUGGCAUCGACCCCACUACCUGGACCAUGUAAUGGGCACCCCUGAUGUACAAACAUGCAAAUGCCAGUCUGGUAUCCCAACUUCAGCAAUGUCAUAUAUAGCUGGGGGGGUGAAACAUAUUAACCCUAAUUAGGGGUGGACUGGGACAACAAUUAGGACUUGGACUUUUUUGGUUCAGGUUUUUGUUCCUUUGUUGGUAUGUUGGUACGAGUAACAAUAAAUCAGUAAAUAAAUGAAUAACACAACCGUCAAUCGGCCCAUUCUUGAUUGGUCCACCAGGAAAACUCCUGGUACUCCCGAUGACCAGUCCGCCCCUAACUCAACUCUAACCGUAUUACCAGUCCCUAAAACAAACCCUAACCUUAACACCUAUCCUUGAACUCUAAUCCGAACCUAAAUCUAAACACUAACCCUAAACAUAACCCAAAUUUUAACUGACCAAAUUCAUUGAACCAACUUCAACCCUAACUUAUUUUCCCUAAACCUGAUCCUAUCCUAAUAAUUCCCAGCUCUAAGCCAACACUCAACUCAAACCAUAACCCUAACCAAACCUAAUGCUAAGCCUAACCUUAACCGCAAGCCAUAGUCCAAACCCUAGAGCUAAUAUGUAAGCAUCACAAGGAACAGAGUGCUCAUCAAUCAGGCUCAUAUUGAGCAGCAUGUCAAAUGAAGCAGCUGAUCCAUCACUGCCUCAGCGACUGAUCCUUGAAUAGUAAUCACGUCUUCAGCAGCAGGUGAUGUCUUCUGACCAGGACAGUGGAAGCCAUCAUAAAGACCCGUCCCACAGGACCAGCUGCCAAGACCGGGCGCUUCCUGGUAUCAGCAAGGUGGCUAAAGCGUGUCUCCCUGCCGUUGAUGGUGUGUGUUGUCACCAGGCCAAGAAAACCGGGCAAGCGGCUAAGGACGCCGCAGGCCAGCUGACAGCAAGCGACGGCUUCCAACAUCAAUUUCGCCAUCAGAGAAGUGCUACUCGAGAGGGCAGGAAAUUUCAGCCCCGCAGAAAUCUUAAUGCAGCAUGUGGUCUCCAUGGAGACCCUGCCCACAGUUCAAAGACACCGUGCUCCAUCACAAAGCAUCCAGUGCUUGUUCAUGGCGAGAAGACACCUCCUCAGGAACCGCUCACCUCCCAAGUGCCAUUAAGAUUACAGAUUAAAGUGUCCGGCCAGAGGGACUGUCUGGGUAUCAGCAUAGCUGGUGGGAAAGGCUCUUUACCUUAUAAAGACCAUGAUGAGGGUAUUUUUAUUUCCAGAGUGACUGAAGGGGGGCCCUCGGAGAAAGCAGGAGUCCAUGUUGGAGACAGACUACUGGAGGUCAACAGUUUCAGCAUGCAGAGUGUGACCCACCUGGAGGCCGUCAGGGCCUUGAGGAACGCUGGGAGCUGCAUUAAGAUGAAAGUGCUGCGAGAAGCAUCGCACCCGAGGCAAGUCGGACAGUUUGCUGAUGGCACUCAGGAUGCCGAGGAUGCCACGAGCUGGCGGCCGUGCAGCCAGGAUGAUGCCAAAGGCCAGAGGAGCGCACAGCAAAAAAUGGAAGGCAGGGAUGAUUCUUUGCCCCAGAAGAUGGAGGCGGUGGUCUGCAACGGCAAUGGCACUGCCAAUUUGAAGAGUGAUUUGAGGUGGUCUGAGCUGGAGGCACAGGCCUUGAUGAAAAGAAAGGAUUCAAUCCAUGUGGAAAAACACACAAUGACAAUCCCACGGAUAAUCCUCACUCAUCCCUCUACCUCUGAUGAAGAUGGAGAGCUCUUGACGCAUGGUCCCAGUAGAGAAAACCCACACCGCUCAAACAUUCCGGUGAACCGUGUACCUUCAGAAUCUUUUGACAGCGCUUUUUAUCCACCUUGAACGCAUCCAGACUUGAAACUGUUUUGGUUAUUGGUAACAAACUACACAACUGCUGCUAUUAGUAUGAAGUGGCAUUAGUCAUUUGUCAUAUUACUAUAGUAAUAUUUGAUGUUAAGCUGCACAGGCUGCAUAGUAAGAAGAGAUUGCUCCAAAUACAAGCUGUUCCCCGCCACCGUGGUGUAUGCUAUUAAUGGUGUUUUAAUGUUUUACUCAACUGCUUGCACAGAAGACAAAAUGCAUCUUGGAUAAAAUAAAUGCACGGCUGGAAGUCUUUAAUCUCACUCCCACGAUUGAGUGUUUCCUAAGUGCUGACAUCACAUUAAAGG
Messenger RNA from Doryrhamphus excisus (bluestripe pipefish), 2497 nucleotides. NCBI's taxonomy places the organism in Eukaryota, Metazoa, Chordata, Actinopteri, Syngnathiformes, Syngnathidae. The record is from RefSeq and is a predicted model, not a curated record.